AUGAGUUCUGAGUCCACGACAUCGUCCAGGGGCUAUACAAAGAUAAAGGACAUUGGAUCAGGCAGCUAUGGCAAAGCGAUUCUUGUACAGGACAAAGAAAGCAAGCUCUAUGUGAUGAAGAUCAUCGACAUGAGCCGAAUGGAUCCCAAGCAGAGAAAGGAUGCCAUCAACGAGGUGCGUGUGCUUUCUUCCUUGAAACACCCAUAUAUUGUGUCAUACAGGGAAAGCUACAUGUCAGAAGGCCGAAACUUGGCCAUUGUCAUGGACUAUGCAGAUGGUGGGGACCUUCAUCAGCGAAUCCAGCGCACUCGCCAAGCUGGCAAAGUCUUCUCCGAGGAGAGGAUCGUCAGGUGGCUGACAGAAGCGGCAUUGGCUCUCAAGUACUUGCAUGACAAGCAUGUGCUGCACAGAGACUUGAAGAGCCAGAACCUCUUCUUGACUGCUCAGGACCGCCUCCGAAUAGGCGACUUUGGAAUUUCAAGAGUAUUGGAAAGCACAGUUGCCUUCGCAAAGACAACGAUUGGCACUCCGUACUACUUGAGUCCCGAGAUUUGCUUGGAGAAGCCCUACACAUUCAGCAGCGACAUCUGGGCCUUGGGAUGUGUGCUCUACGAGCUGGCUUGUCUCAGGGUACCCUUCGAUGCAACGAGUCUUCAAUCGCUAGUUCAGAAGAUAACGCGAGGACCAACGCCGGUUCUGCCGAACUCAUACUCGCCCGACUUGAGACAUCUCUGUGGCGACUUGCUACACCGUGAACAAACUCAGAGGCCGAGUGCGCAGGAGAUCUUGCAGCGGCCGCUGAUACAGUAUGAAAUUCGGAGAAUGCUCCGAGAGGAGCAGGCGAAAGGAACACGAGCCGAGGCCGGCGGACCCGGCAUGGAGAUGAAGAAGUCGCCGAGUAUCCAGAGCGAGGCAAGAAGGGAGCAUGCUGAGAGUGACGAGGGAGGUUUGUCUUCUCGACAUUGGCAGCAAAAUCCCGCAUUGAAGGGUGUUGGAGCCAGCGUUUGCAUGGAAGGCGGCCACGUGCGCGACCCUUCUCCUUCCAGGCAGAUGGCGCCUGGCCUGCCCCAGCGGCAAUGGGGGGAGCCCAUCGUUGCUGGAGCGCCACGCCAUGCCACACCAGGAAUCAAAGGAAGACGGCCGUGA
This is a messenger RNA of Symbiodinium natans, 1146 nucleotides long. Lineage: Eukaryota; Dinophyceae; Suessiales; Symbiodiniaceae. The record is from the annotation of a GenBank genome assembly.